AUGAUUAUCUUACUAAAACAACCUAGAAUAAGACCAACUAUAAACAAUUUAGUAUCACUAAGGUACUCAUCAAACAGGUUUGCAAACCUAUAUCAAAAACUAGAAAAACAGAGAGAAAGAACACCUCGAAAAUCAUCAAAUUCAAAAAAUCCAUCCAAAAUUGAACCAAAAAAUUUUCAAUUCACCCAAGGUACAGAACAAGCACAAACAUCAAUAAAACAAAUCAUAUCUAAAUUACCCAAUCAAGUAGAAGUAGUAAAUAAAAACACAAUUUCCAAACUGUCGUUACUUGAAGUUCUUAAAUCCAUAAAUUUAUCACAACAAGGUUUGAAAAUUUUAGAAACUUCGAAAAUUAAAAUCGUCCCUGUUUUAGAAAUGGUUCAAAGUUAUCGAGAUGAAUUAGCAAAACUUAAAGAAGCAGAACUCAUCAAAUCUGGAUCAUUCAAAGCUAUGAAAUCAAUGAAGAUGAAACUCGACAAGGAAAGGAAAAAAAGUAGUGAUAAAUUCAUCGAUAUAAAUUUUAAAAUAUCAAUUAAUGAUUUGAAAACUCAAAAACGUAAAGAAAUAGAACGAGCCUUGGAAAAAUGGGAUAAAUUUCAUAUUUAUAUUAAUGAUAAAUUGAAAAAAAUGAGUGAUGAAGAAAUGGAAGUUGAAAUAAAGAGAAAAGAAAUGAUAAAAGAGAAAUUUGAAUUGAUUUUAAAUGAAUUGCAAUGUAAAUGGGAGUUGGAAGGGCAAAAUGAGAGGAGUAUAAGUUAUAGUGUGAUUUCAAAUGUUCAAAAAAAGAAACAAGAUACAACAAUUAAUGCAAAUAGUAAUAAAGAAGAUUCAAGAAGAGAGAAGAAGAUAAAUAAUGGAGAGAAAAAGGUUAAGAAGUCUGUUUCCGAAGAUGAAUUGGAUAAUUUGUAUCUGUUUAAAAUUGAAGAUUAA
Molecule: messenger RNA, 927 nt
Organism: Insectozyma verbasci
Lineage: Eukaryota; Fungi; Ascomycota; Pichiomycetes; Serinales; Debaryomycetaceae
Source: the annotation of a GenBank genome assembly